AUGUCUAGAGAGAAACAAAGAGAGGCAUUGAUUCGCGAACGCGAGAGACUCCAAAUGGAAGUAGCCGAGAUGCGUCGUCGACUUGAAACUUCAAGAGUUUACCAAACAGAAUUGGAACGAAAAAAUAGUGCAGCGGACAACAAAGUACUAAACUUGGAACAACAGAUUGAGACACAAAACAAUGAAGCCCUAAAAGAACAAAGAUUAAAGGACAGACUCCAAUCGCAGUUAGAAUCAUUAACAGAAGAACUCGAUCUUAAAGUGGAAGAAAUUAAGGAGUUGACUUCUCAGAUGGAUCAACAACGCAUGACAAUCGAACGUAUUGAAGCUCAAAAAGACGACUUGAUACGCGAUGUUGAAAAGCGAAAACAUGAAUUUGCUAAUUUGAACUUAGCUCAUACAAGAACAUUACUAGAACUAGAUCAAAACAUAAAUCUUGUCGCAAAACUUAAUAAAAAAAUGUCAACGCUUAAUUUGGAAAUGCGGCUAAGGGACGAUGAGGUAAGCAAAUUACGAAUUGAAAUUGCAAAAACUGAGAAAAUGAGAGAAAGCUAUGUUAAAAAACUGAGUUUGGCUGAAAAUGUGAGAUUUGGGUUGAAUAAAGAACUCGAAAGGCUGAAGUUAACAAUAGCAGGUUUGACUCGUGAUUUAGAUGGUGCAGGAAAAGCUGCAAUCCACGAAAAGAAAAAUUUAGAAACUGCUCUCAGAGAACGCGAUAUUGCCAGAAGAGAACUUACAAAACAAGAAGAGCGUGGAGUGGAAUUGCAACUUCAGUUGCAGUCACAAGAAUCCUUCAGACGGCAAUUUGAAUCAGAAUUGCUGCUAAAAGCGCAAGAGCUCAGUUUUAUGAGAAGUCAGAAAACUAAAGUUGAAAGAGAACGUGAUAAAUUAGCCGUCGAAGCAAAAGAGGCACUGGAGAAGCUGUCCGAUAUUCAAGAUGAGAUGAAAGAAAAACAAGUUGCAUUACUUGAAUACAAAGAGAAAUUAGCCGAAACAGACAUUCGAGCGAUGCGCAUUCAACAGUCAUUCGAACUGGUUCGAUCAGAAAGAAAUUUAUUGCAGCGAAAUUUGCAAUCUUCCACGGAAGAAGGAGUAGAGCUUCGGGAACGUGUCAAGAUGACGUUGUACCAAGUGGAACAAUUAAAAGAAGACGUCACAGGAAAGGAGGCUAAGAUUUUGCGUCAAGAAAAAAUGUUGUCAAAAUGCGAGAAGGAUAAGCAACAAUUGCGCGUUGAUUUACAGAGCUCAUUUGUCUCAUUACAACAUAGCAAGAAUGAAAUAAGGGAUAUGAAGGCAUUGGAAAAAAGUUUGCGAGACAGCAUAACGGAUUUCGAACACGAACGAACCGAAUUACGAAAAGAUCUUGUCAAACUACAAAAUGAACGCGAUAUUCUGGGAACGCAACUCGUUCGUCGAAAUGACGAGCUUGCCAUCUUGUACAACAAAAUUGCUGCUCUUCAAUCCUCGUUGACGCGCGGCGAGGAACAAUAUGAGCAGCGCAUCGACGACAUCAAGGUUUUGAAACUCGAAGUACAGAAACUUAGGCAAGAGAAGGAACUAUUAACGAAAAAUAUUGACAAUCAGACGGAUUUGAAGCAGGAGAUAAUACAUUUGCAACGUGACCUAACAAAAGAAAAAUUGAAAGUAACUGCUCUUGAAGAAGAAGUUCAAACGCCAUUGAACUUGCACAGGUGGCGCAAAUUACAGGGUUCCGAUCCUGACAAAAUGCAACUUAUAGAAAGAAUACAUAUUCUGCAAAGACGGCUAUUAUCGCAAGGUGCGGCUGUCGAAAAGAAAAAAUCAGAGUUGAAGGAAUCAGAAUUAUUGUACAUUAACCUCAAGCAACGUGCUCUCACAAUUCGGGGAUCACAAUUAAAAGCUGUUUGCGCAGAAUUAAAUGCCAGAAAUGAUGCAGACAAGGGCCGUGGAGAUGCAGAAGAAGAAAUACGAGGAGAAUUGCGCCAAAUUAAAGUUCUCUAUUUGGAACAGAGAAAAGUUAACGAAAAUCUGAAAGAGCGGCUGAAUGUAGCAGAAGCAAAAAUCAAGGAAAUUGAGAAGGAUCCAAAUGAAGAUGACCUCGCACGUCCGCCAGGGUUAAAGAUGACUGGCGGUGGUUUCAAGUUGUCUUCAUAA
This is a messenger RNA of Ctenocephalides felis (cat flea), 2133 nucleotides long. Its product is annotated as cilia- and flagella-associated protein 58-like. Lineage: Eukaryota; Metazoa; Arthropoda; Insecta; Siphonaptera; Pulicidae. The record is from RefSeq and is a predicted model, not a curated record. Gene Ontology annotation, cellular component: cytoskeleton. The transcript is spliced from 14 exons. The coding region runs from base 1 to 2133 and encodes 710 amino acids.